Molecule: messenger RNA, 210 nt
Organism: Clunio marinus
Lineage: Eukaryota; Metazoa; Arthropoda; Insecta; Diptera; Chironomidae
Source: the annotation of a GenBank genome assembly
AGUUCUUGAGCAGAAAAUAUUCGUUUGUAGUGCCAUUGUGCGAUGUUAUUGAAGUAUUUAGAUACAGAAAAGUCAACAUUGUCAUACAUUUUCUCUUCAGUUCCAAUAAAAUAAUCAUUAGAGAUUAUUUUAGCCUAGACUUCAACUUCCUACACAAUUUUGGAGCCACUUUAAGUGACAAAAUGCCGAAGUUAUUUUAUUUCAUCGUUG